CAACAUCAACAUCGUUGCUCAAAUAGGAGAUACUGGUUUCGUCAGCACUGCGGUGACCAACGCUUACGAGUCGAUGCGACAAUGCCGUGAUUGCCGUGAAAUGUCUGAGAAGUUGCUCACAGGGUAAGGAGAGUACAUACAUAUAUCAACCAAGAUGGCCGCCGUCAUGGGGUUGAGGUUCGAACGAUAUCCCAAACCGACACAAGACUGCCGCGUGCAAUUAUCGCAGAAGCAGCCGAAGAGACCCAGACGACCACCAUGACAACCGCAGCUCCCCUAUACACGACUUCGAAUGGUCGGCCAAUCACCUAUGCCACCGCAUCACAAACAGUCGGCAGCCAUGGACCCAUCCUCCUCCAGGACUUCCACCUCAUCGACCUUCUCGCACACUUUGACAGAGAACGUAUCCCCGAACGGGUGGUCCAUGCCAAAGGCGCAGGAGCAUUCGGUGAAUUCGUCGUGACCCACGACAUCACUGACCUUACCUCUGCCGACAUCUUCAGUGCCGUGGGCAAAAAGACCAAAGUCGCUGUCCGCUUCUCGACGGUCGGCGGCGAAAAGGGCUCCUCCGACUCAGCACGCGACCCUCGCGGCUUCGCCAUCAAGUUCUACACGGAAGAGGGCAAUUGGGACAUUGUGUGCAACCACACGCCCAUCUUCUUCAUCCGCGACGGUGUCAAGUUCCCAACCUUCAUCCACACACAAAAACGCAACCCGCGCACGAAUCUUAAGGAUGCGACCAUGUUCUGGGACUUCUUGUCCAGCAAUCAAGAAUCAGUACACCAAGUCGUCCAGCUCUUUUCAGACCGUGGCACGCCCGCCUCAUACCGUAACGUUGACGCCUUCUCGGGCCACACCUUCAAAUUCACCAAAGCGGACGGCACAUUCAAGUACGUCAAGUUCCACUUCAAGACGGACCAGGGCCACAAGGACCUCACGAACGAAGAAGCCGCGGAGCUCAGCAAGACGAACCCAGACCACGCAACGGAGGAUCUCUUCGAAGCCAUCCAGCGCGGCGAGUUCCCAAGCUGGACUCUCUAUGUGCAAAUCCUUGACCCCAAAGAGGCCGAAAACUUCCGCUUCAACAUUUUCGAUGUCACAAAAGUGUGGCCACACUCCGACGUACCCUUACGGCCCGUAGGGAAGAUGACCCUCAAUCACAAUCCAGACAAUUACUUCGCGGAGGUCGAGCAAUUGGCCUUUUCGCCCGCACACCUGAUCCCCGGCGUUGAACCUUCCGCCGAUCCCAUGCUGCAGGCCAGACUGUUCUCGUACUCCGACACGCACCGCCACCGUCUGGGCGUGAAUUACCAGCAAAUUCCCGUGAACAAGCCUCUGCAUGCAUUCGCGCCCUUCCAACGCGACGGCUCAAUGGUGACAUCCACCAACUACGGCUCCCUUCCCAACUACCCGUCUCCCCUGAGACCCAACACGUACGCACAGAUCGACACCACGCUCCAACACGAGACAUGGGUCGGCCAAGCAGUGUACAAUCUCCAGCCCGUGACGGACGAGGACUUCGUCCAGGCGAACAGUCUGUGGGAAGUGCUCGGUUGCACACCCAAUCAGCAGGACCAUCUUGUCCACAAUAUCUCCGUGCACUUGUUUGCCGCGAUCAAGCCUGUCCGUGAUCGCACGUACGGUAUGUUCGAGCGCGUGAAUCCCACGCUGGGCAUGAGAGUGAGAGAAGAAACCGAGAAGGUCCGAAAAGGGAAGGGGUUGAGUUCCAAUGAGUAAGGUUUACUCACGGUUGACUUGGCGUACGUCGUUUUAUCUGCUUUUCGUUCCACUCACUCCCACUCUUACAUAUACUAUGUCGAGACGACUGCAUGAUAUACCUGAAUAUGUUAUGACCCUGUAAUGAUUUCACCUCCAUGCAAAGGGACCAACUGUAAAUGUCCACGGUUUCUUCUCCACGUAAUCACGGAAACGAUGCUUCACAGCGUGGGCCUCGCCCUCGCACACUCAACCUGGUUAGUCUUGAGGAUGGAGGUAUCGCGUCGGAAUCGACCGCUCGCAUAAGAGGAGUUCAAAGGUCUCUUGUUAGUCCGAGAGAAACUUAUAUCCGGUGGUGUCACGCAGUCAGGGAUCGGCUUAGGAACGAUCAAGUUCUG
Exophiala viscosa is the source of this 2114-nucleotide messenger RNA. Its product is annotated as catalase. Bases 259 to 1737 code for a protein of 492 amino acids. The record is from RefSeq and is a predicted model, not a curated record. NCBI's taxonomy places the organism in Eukaryota, Fungi, Ascomycota, Eurotiomycetes, Chaetothyriales, Herpotrichiellaceae. Gene Ontology annotation, cellular component: peroxisome; cytoplasm; mitochondrion. Gene Ontology annotation, molecular function: catalase activity; heme binding. The transcript is spliced from 3 exons. Gene Ontology annotation, biological process: response to hydrogen peroxide; hydrogen peroxide catabolic process.